AUGAACCUUAAGGCAACCAGCCGCCUUGGAUGCACACUCACACAAGGAUCUCCUGCCUCCGGGACACGCUAUGCUAGUCAUUCACGUCCCAUAGAACGCACGUCAUGUUGGAUGGAGCUCGCAUGUUUUGGCGGCUUUCCAAAGGUUCCGUCUCUCUCAGGCUCGAUGGUGCAGCAGCGCCAGGAUCUUUUGGCGUCUACUAAAGGCGCCGGUGAACCUGAAAUCAUCCUUCGUAUUGAGUUUGAAUUAUUUGAUGAUGAAUCACCCAAAGCAUGUGCGAAUUUCCGUCAUUUAUGUGCGGGGCAGUCCACCAGUCGAAAAGGGCAGACGUACUGUUACCAAGGUCUCACGCCAUGUUAUCGUGGGACGUACUUUCAUAAAAUUAUACCCGCGUUUUGCGUUCAGGGUGGGGACUUGACAAUGCGUGUUAACAAAGGUGCGAAUCACUUCUCCAGUUUUGGUUGGGGUUGGUUUAGUGACGAAAACAAACGACGGCGCCUGAAUGAGGUGGGUCUUCUUCUUAUGGCCAACAAUGGACCCAACAGCAACGGCUCGCAGUUCUUCAUCACCACCUCUGAUUCGGAAGAAAAGGCACUCAAUGGCCGGCAUGUUUGCUUUGGUCGGGUGGUGCGUGGCCUCGAUGAGUUCUUGAGGGAAGUGGCACCGUACGGUGAGAUCAACGGCAACCCCUCGCGAUUUGUAGUUGUCGUUGACUGCGGCGUGGGCCCACUGCCGGAGACACUGGGCAUCACCACCAGCAACAGCUGGGCAGAGGAGCAAAAAAGACACAAGGCCGAGGGCGAUAAUGCCAAUGAAGGAGUGGGGUUUGAAGAUGGUGCGGCGACAGUUGCAGGUGCUGCAAACGCUGCCGCAUCGGUAGAAGAAGAAGAAGAAAAAGGAAAAGAAAAGGAACUUGAAGAGACUACAACCGCCAUGGAAGCCAACAAGCAACCACCGGCUAUGAAUGGCACAAGUUAA
Trypanosoma cruzi is the source of this 978-nucleotide messenger RNA. RefSeq names its product cyclophilin, putative. Lineage: Eukaryota; Euglenozoa; Kinetoplastea; Trypanosomatida; Trypanosomatidae. The coding region runs from base 1 to 978 and encodes 325 amino acids. Gene Ontology annotation, biological process: protein peptidyl-prolyl isomerization. The transcript has a single exon. Gene Ontology annotation, molecular function: peptidyl-prolyl cis-trans isomerase activity. The record is from RefSeq and is a predicted model, not a curated record.